AUGUGCCAUGACCCUAUUUGUGUUGUCACUGAUCAAGAUCCAGCUGUCAAGGUUGCUGUUGCUCGUGUGUUUGGUACAUCAAAACAUAGAUUUUGCAUGUGGCAUAUAAUGUGCAAGGUUGGUGAGAAGGUUGGUUCGGUUUUGUCUAAAGAUGAGGUGUUUCGGAGGAAGUUGAAUGGCAUUGUUUGGAACAAAUCUCUUGACUCCAAGGCUUUUGAGGAUGCAUGGAGUCAUAUUAUGGAGGAAUAUGGUUUGGGUGAUAAUGGUUGGUUUCGAUAUUUGUUCGAGUCUCUUACAUUUUGGGCAUCUCCAUAUUUUCAUGACGAGUUUAUGUCGGGCUUGGUUAGGACAACUUCUCGAUCAGAAUCUCAAAAUAGUUUUUUUGGCAGUUUCUCUAAUGGUCAUUCUAGUUUGGUUGAGUUUUUGGUGCAUUUUGGCAGUGCUAUUGGUGCACAACGUCAUACUCAAGCAAAACUAAAUGCUGAUUGUGAAUCUUGUUUUCCUGUUUUGAAGACACCAUUGGCUUUGGAAAAGCAUGCAAUGGAUGUUUACACCAUUUCUGUAUUUUAUGAUGUUCAAGUAGAGAUUUGUGUAGCUUGCUUUUCGUGUCGAGUGGCAUCUUUGUGCGAUUGUGAUGGUCAUGUGUCUUAUGUGAUAAAAGAUGGUGACCAGCGGCCAUGGUGUGUGGAGCUUGUUUUGUCUGAUUAUACUGCUACUUAUCGUGGUCUUGAGAGCAUUCCUUCGAGGUAUUUGGUGGAUCGGUGGACAAAAGGUGCUUGUUUGAAGCCAAUAUUUGAUAUUGAUGAUACAAUUGUUAAUCAAUCUUCUAAAGUGGAGAAUGUUAGGGUGCUUACUAAUAUACUGUGGUCUGACAUAUAUGCUUGUGUUGGACUGUCCGAUGGUAAUAUAGAACGUUUGUUACAGCUACGACGUGUUAUUUGUGAGCAAAGGCAAUUAUUUUUACAAGACGGUAGUGAGAAUGGCAGUGGGGAGUCGACAGUGGAGGUGCGUGAUCCUAUCCAAGCUAAGAACAAGGGCAGUGGCAAGCGAUUGAAGAGUGCAAGGGAGAAAGCUGCCUAUAAGUGUGUAAAACAAUCAAGAAAAUGUCAUACCUGUGAUGAAUAUGGGCACAAUAGUAGGACAUGCCCUUUAAAUGGUUAG
This is a messenger RNA of Ipomoea nil (Japanese morning glory), 1161 nucleotides long. RefSeq names its product protein FAR1-RELATED SEQUENCE 5-like. The record is from RefSeq and is a predicted model, not a curated record. The transcript is spliced from 3 exons. Gene Ontology annotation, molecular function: zinc ion binding; nucleic acid binding. Gene Ontology annotation, biological process: regulation of DNA-templated transcription. The coding region runs from base 1 to 1161 and encodes 386 amino acids. NCBI's taxonomy places the organism in Eukaryota, Viridiplantae, Streptophyta, Magnoliopsida, Solanales, Convolvulaceae.